Molecule: messenger RNA, 717 nt
Organism: Candidula unifasciata
Lineage: Eukaryota; Metazoa; Mollusca; Gastropoda; Stylommatophora; Geomitridae
Source: the annotation of a GenBank genome assembly
AUGCCGUUUCUCCACCCGCCGAGAUUAUUCCAACCCUUGUGGAAGGAAUGGGACUACAAGGCCCAAAGGAAGGGUUUUACACGCAACGUGUAUUCCGUUAACGGAAAUGUGUAUGCUGGGGAGUGGUUGAACAACAAAAAGCACGGCAAAGGUCUCUACACGUGCAAGAAGACCAACACAGUGUACACAGGGGACUGGCUGGAGGAUAAAAGAAGUGGUCAGGGGACGUUGACAAAUGGCAAAAAGAAGGGUCUGAAGAAAGAAUACUGCGGCGGCUGGAAGGAUGGUCUCAGGCAUGGCUAUGGGACUCUGUUUUACUCAGAAAAAGAGUUCUACGAAGGAGAAUGGUUAGCAGGAAAGAAGUCCGGCUGGGGCCGCAUGUUCUACAAAGACGGAACCAUCUACGAAGGGGAGUGGGCCGACGAUAAGCGUUGCGGUCAGGGUUUGCUCCAGAUGAACAAUGGGAAUCGAUAUGAAGGGACAUGGGAAAACAACGUUAAGAAUGGAUGUGGCAAGUUAUUUUACUUAGAUACGGGCCAGGUUUUUGAAGGUGUCUGGAAAGAUGACAUUCCUAAAUGUGGAGUCAUGCGGGACUUCGGAAGGGACAGUGCUCCUUUCCAAACUCCAUAUCCAAUCCCAGAAAUCAGAUUAGCCGACCCUGACAGUGUCUUAUCGCAAGCUGAUAUGUUUCUGAAAAUUCAGGAUACUGACAUAUAA